Cercopithifilaria johnstoni is the source of this 708-nucleotide messenger RNA. Lineage: Eukaryota; Metazoa; Nematoda; Chromadorea; Rhabditida; Onchocercidae. The record is from the annotation of a GenBank genome assembly.
AUGUCAAGAGAUUAUGAUGUCAAUGAUAGGAAGGAUUUUGAAAUUGUUAGAAUGAAUUCUUUACUUUACUUUAUUUCAUUUUACUUUUAUAAAAAAACAUCAUUAUGUCGUGAUUUGACGCAGAAUAGGAGCAACAGCUUAAAUUUAAGCGCUAUACAAUUGCUACUGGUACGUAAAACUUGGGCUCAUGCAAGAAAUCAAGGUGCAAUGGAACCGGCAAUUAGCAUUUUUCGAAAUAGUUUUUAUAAAUGUAGUGAAAUUCGAUCAUUAAUUAUGGAUGGAUCGAAAAAUGUAGGCUACGAACAACUGCGGAAACAUGCUAAAAGUUUUACGGAUAUUAUGGAUCGUUUAAUAACUGAUAAAUUGGAUCAAAAGGAAACUGUAAUUGAAGAAUUACGGAAAGCUGGACGGGCACAUGCUUCAUUACUUCGUGAUACAUACAAUAAAUCUGUCAAGAAAAGUAGUAGCAGUGGUGGUGGUUGUAGUGGCAAUAGUGGUCAAUCAAUUGGCUAUCCAUUUCGUCUAGCUCAUUUUGAUCAUUUUGCAUCAGCGAUGAUUGAACGAACUCUUGAAUGGGGUGAAAAAAAGGAUCGUAAUAAAAUAACACAAAUUGGAUGGACAAAAAUUGUUCUAUUCGUUGUGGAGCAACUACGGGAAGGAUAUCGUGAAGCAAUUCGAGAGGAAAGACGAGCACAACAAUGCAAAUAA